Aptenodytes forsteri (emperor penguin) is the source of this 2761-nucleotide messenger RNA. It is a transcript of the gene OTULIN, whose product is annotated as OTU deubiquitinase with linear linkage specificity. Gene Ontology annotation, molecular function: cysteine-type deubiquitinase activity. Lineage: Eukaryota; Metazoa; Chordata; Aves; Sphenisciformes; Spheniscidae. Gene Ontology annotation, biological process: protein linear deubiquitination. The coding region runs from base 77 to 1294 and encodes 405 amino acids. The record is from RefSeq and is a predicted model, not a curated record. The transcript is spliced from 8 exons.
AUGGAGUGGACAUUAAGACGAGCAGUUCUGAGGUGACCAGCCUGGGUAGCAAUGCCAGGAUAAUUUUCAAGGGUGGAUGACAGAACCAACCAGCCUUUCUGCGGGUGAGGAACAGACACAGAAAAAAGAGAGUGUUGCCGUACAGUUGAUGAAGCGUGAAAAGGAAGUCGGUGUUCUUUCUAAUGAACUUGGUGCAGCAAAUGCAGCUACUGACCAGAAAGAGCAAUCUAUGUUGGAAAUAAAAAAAGGCUAUGCAUACAGGAGUACUGGGAGACCUAAGAAGACAGAUAUCAUUAAAUCACUUGUGACGGAGCAGGAUGCAUCUAGAAACUGUGAACUAUAUCUACCUGUGUCUAGUAAUUGUUCAGCAGUGGAGUCGUCUGAGGACAGUGAGGAGGACAUGUAUCGUGAUGCAGAAGAAAUAGAGAGAGAGAAAAUCUUACUUUGUGAGACAAGCUCUUCAGAAUAUAAACUAAGUGUUGCACCUGAAAUGGACAUCAUGGAGUAUUGCAGAAAAGAAUGGAGAGGAAGUACACCAGUAGCAAAAAGGAUGAGAAAGGGGUAUGAAGCAGUUGCUCAGAAGUUUGCAUCUAUAAGGAGAGUACGAGGUGAUAACUAUUGUGCUCUCAGAGCAACUCUUUUCCAGGCACUAAGCCAAGCUACCCAGUUACCAAGCUGGCUGCAGAGUGAGGAUUUUGCUAUGCUUCCUGAAAACUUGCUGAGAAAAUAUGACUGGAUCAAGCAGUGGCAGCUAAAACAGAAACUGGGCAGGAAGAUGGGAGAAAUAAGUGAUGAAAUUAAAGAAUAUGUAAUACUUCUAAGGAAAAAGUGGAAGAAUAUAAGUGAAAUCAAGGAUCCCGUUGAGAAACAAGAAGCUUGUGAUAAAUUGUUUAAAAAUGAAGAGGAGGAGUAUAGUCUCUAUGAAGCACUGAAAUUUUUGAUGCUUAACACCGCCAUCAAAUUAUACAACGAUGACAAAAAUGGAAGGAGGGUUCCUGUCUUCUCGUGGUUACUGUUUGCACGGGAUACAUCUAGCGACCCUUGUCAGUUAAUGCAUAAUCACUUGAAUCAUAUUGGUCACAGUGGAGGCCUUGAACAAGUGGAAAUGUUUCUCCUUGCUUAUGCUCUGCAGUACACCAUCCAAGUGUAUCGAUUGUAUAAAUAUAGUACUGAUGAAUUCAUCACACUUUAUCCCAAUGACCCAGAGGAGGACUGGCCCGUGGUGACUCUCAUAACUGAAGAUGACAGACAUUAUAAUAUUCCAGUCGGAAUGUGCCAAGAGACUAUGCUGUAAACAAGUGAUUUUUUUGCAGACAAACCUGUGCUGCUUAUUGAGAUUUCCAGUGCUAUUUUGAAACAGGAUGAUGAUGGAAACUGCAUUAUUGAAUCUGCAACAACUUGAAAUCCAUGUUUUAGAAGUUUACACCUGAACUAAAAUAUGAAAUAGGUAUUAGCUUAAAGAGUAAAAAUUUUGCAAGUACGGCUUUUGUUGCCCAUGAAAAAAAAAAGGAAACUUCUGCAAUGCUUUUUUUUGAAGGGCUUACUCUGAAUAGGAAUGCAAAAACUAUCCAUUUACUUCUUAAAAGAAGAUACAUGAGGCUCUGUAGUAAGACAUGAGCUGACCUUCUGCUCCCUGAAAUAGUGAGAUAAUGAUUAAUUGAAAUUUCUGGAAAAGUAAGCUGGCAGUGUCCUGACUGAUAUUUGUAAUGCCGCUUUGAAGCAAUUUGUACAAAUCUUGGGUCUCAGGAAGCAAUAUAAUUCUUUUGCAGUUGGAAUUUAAUGCCUGCCAUGGUUUAUGCUAUAAGAGAGAAGUUAUUUAAAGUUUUCUAAUGCUUUGGGGUUUUUUUCCAACAUGGUAUCUCUUAUUUAGAAGCCAGUCAUCUGUUACACUGAAAAUAAAGAGCUCUUCCCCUUUCAGCCCCUUGAGAGGAUCAUGGCAAAGAGACUUGAUAAUCAGGGAGUAUAAAAGUUGUUUGUAAGUAGGUCACAAAUUCAAAACCUACACAGAAUUCCCUCUUCAGUUAUGAUGGCUGGUAUGGGAUAACCACGUGCCCACUAACUUCCGUGUCUGUCCAUGUUACUGUUCCUGUAAUGUUAAUCCUCGCUGGCAGCUGCUGUGGAGAACAUCGGGGUUUUCAUUUGUCCCGGGAGUGCAGUAGAUGGAAGUAAACUUCUGGUGCAACUUCUCCACUCUUGGGAGGAGUAUGUGGGAGGUUCUGUUUCUGCUUACAAUUAUUCAUCGUGUUUUAAACUGAAGGAAUACAGAAUGUAUCAGAUGCUGGGAGUGCUGACGUACCUUGAAAAAUAAUUAAAUAAUAAAACCUUCACCUUUAGCUUAAAGUGUAAGUAUGCCCUGCAGGUGAUGCUCGGAACAAGAGAGUGAAAAUUGAUUUAAAUGAAAUGCCGGUCAUACACGGAUCACUUGGCUCCUCUGAGAAGGCCUUCUUAUAAAAGGGAUAAGAUUAUAAAAACUACUUUUAUUCCAAAUAUUCCGGAGGAAAUGACGUGCAAAACUCCCAAUUCUCCUGUUUUGUUCUACUUAAUUUGUUUGUUAACUUUCCUUUUAUUGUGAAAGGUAAUUACACAGUGAGAAUGUGUAUUCACGAUGUUCUGAAAUGUGUUUUAGACACAUCUUAAUGAGGUCUAUCAUGUACUCAGUGUUACGUUUAUCAUGUUGUCUUUGCCUUUUAAAACAACUAGUUUGAUCUGUUACUGAAAAUUCUGGGAGCUACAAGGAAAUAAACCAAUUCAUCUGACGGUA